Molecule: messenger RNA, 2451 nt
Organism: Striga hermonthica
Lineage: Eukaryota; Viridiplantae; Streptophyta; Magnoliopsida; Lamiales; Orobanchaceae
Source: the annotation of a GenBank genome assembly
AUGAUUUUGGGCCUUGAGGAUGAAAAUUUAUCCGACCACCUAAUAAGCUCAAACGAAGGGACCAAUUCCAAUCGUGGAAGUGAACAAGAAGGUGACAAGAAUGGUGGGGAGGUGUAUAAAAAGGAGAAAAAUAGAGUGAGGGAGAUCAGGUUGGAGCCUUUUGAUCACACCGGACCAUAUGAACCUCUUCUUCUGUCUUUGCCGGGCGAACUUCCCGCCGUGCAGGUUCCUGCUUCUAUAAAUAGUAGACUUUUGGAACAUCAACGUGACGGGGUAAAGUUCUUGUAUAAAUUGUAUAGGAACAACCACGGAGGAGUUCUAGGUGAUGACAUGGGGUUGGGUAAGACCAUUCAGGCAAUUGCUUUCUUGGCCGCUGUGUAUUCAAAGGAUUCUGAGAAACACAUAAAUCCUCACCGGGUAGAGCAAGUAAACAAGAAGGGGCCUGUACUAAUCAUUUGUCCAAGCUCUGUCAUUCUUAACUGGGAAAGUGAAUUCUCCAAAUGGUCCACGUUUAGCGUUUCUGUUUACCAUGGUGCAAAUCGCGAUUUAAUACUUGACAAACUAACAGCAGAUGGUGUUGAGAUUCUUAUAACUAGUUUUGACACAUAUCGAUUACAAGGUAGCACUUUGUCAGACAUUCGGUGGGAAAUUGUGAUUGUUGAUGAGGCACAUAGACUUAAGAAUGAGAAAUCAAAACUUUAUACGGAAUGUUUGAAGAUCAGAACCCUUAAGCGGUAUGGUCUAACAGGGACAGUGAUGCAGAACAAGAUAAUGGAGUUAUUUAAUCUAUUUGACUGGGUGGUACCUGGUGGCCUUGGGACCAGGGAACAUUUUCGUGAAUUUUAUGAUGAACCUCUGAAGCAUGGUCAGAGAUCAAGUGCCCCACAGCGAUUUGUUAAAAUUGCUGAAGAACGAAAACAGCAUUUAGUGUCAGUUUUACAGAGCUAUAUGCUUAGAAGAACAAAAGAGGAAACAAUUGGUCAUCUUUUGUUGGGAAAGGAAGAUAAUGUUGUAUUUUGUGCCAUGAGUGAGUUACAAAAGCGAGUUUAUCAGAGGACGCUGCAGCUGCCCGACAUCCAAUGCCUUGUCAACAAGGACUGUUCAUGUACUUGUGGAAGCCCUCUCAAACAAGUUGAAUGUUGCAAAAGAACAGUGCCAAAUGGUAUCAUCUGGCCUUAUCUACACAAGGACCAGCCAGAAGGGUGCGACUCUUGCCCUUUCUGCCUUGUUCUCCCUUGUUUAAUCAAGCUCCAACAGGUAAGUAACCAUCUUGAGCUUAUUAAGCCUAACCCGAAGGAUGAUCCUGAUAAACAAAGAAAAGAUGCUGAAUUUGCUUCUGCUGUAUUUGGUACCGAUAUUGAUCUAGUGGGUGGUACUGCCCAGAAUGACAGUUUCAUGGGCGUUAGUGAUGUUAGACAUUGUGGAAAAAUGAGAGCUUUGGAGAAGUUGAUCAAUUCUUGGAUUUCUGUGGGCGACAAGAUACUUCUGUUCAGUUAUUCAGUGAGCAGGAUGCUGGAUAUACUCGAGAAGUUUAUUAUACGUAAAGGCUAUAGCUUCUCGAGGCUUGAUGGUUCCACUCCGACAAGUGUGCGCCAGUCACUCGUGGAUGACUUUAACUCAAGUCCAAGUAAACAGGUAUUUCUCAUUUCUACUCGAGCUGGUGGGCUUGGUCUAAAUCUCGUGAGUGCAAACCGGGUAGUAAUAUUCGAUCCAAACUGGAAUCCUGCUCAAGAUUUGCAGGCGCAAGAUCGAUCUUUUCGUUAUGGUCAGAAGCGGCACGUAACAGUCUUCCGUCUUCUUGCAGCAGGUUCUCUUGAGGAACUUGUGUACUCUAGGCAGGUAUAUAAGCAACAGCUGUCAAAUAUUGCUGUUGCUGGGAAAAUGGAAAAGCGAUAUUUUGAAGGUGUACAGGAUUGCAAGGAGUUCCAGGGCGAGCUGUUUGGUAUCUGCAAUUUAUUCCGUGAUCUUUCCAAUGAGCUCUUCACUAGUGAGAUUGUAGAAUGUCAUGAAAAGAUACAAGGGGAAGAAUCGAGUAUCAAUAAUAGUACAAGCAUCAACUCCACUGAAGUAGGACUCAAUUUUGAUCUACCCCAGAGAGUAGGUACAAAGAGUUCAGUAGGUUCUGAAACUAACGAGCCUACUAAAGAUAAGCGAAAGACAAGAACGAACACAACUCUGGAAGAUCUUGGUGCUGUAUACGCACACCGAAAUGAAGAUAUUGUUAAUGCUGGAAGUGGGGCCGUGGUUCAGGGUAAACCGAGAGCAGUUUUGAAAGAAGAUGUGAAUUUGAAGCAAAAGAUUCAAAUAGAUCUUGUUCCAGAGGAAGCAAAAGAUUCUGAUUCAUCUCAAAUUUGCAAGAGAAGGAAAAGUGACGACUGCAGCUUUCUCGCGACGUUGAUGGGCAUGGAGGAGUGUGAAUUAAACAAGUUGCUAAACUCGGAACCUCCAUAG